This is a messenger RNA of Sinocyclocheilus anshuiensis, 5544 nucleotides long. RefSeq names its product zinc transporter ZIP10-like. The record is from RefSeq and is a predicted model, not a curated record. Gene Ontology annotation, biological process: intracellular monoatomic cation homeostasis; zinc ion import across plasma membrane. The coding region runs from base 545 to 3112 and encodes 855 amino acids. NCBI's taxonomy places the organism in Eukaryota, Metazoa, Chordata, Actinopteri, Cypriniformes, Cyprinidae. Gene Ontology annotation, cellular component: plasma membrane. Gene Ontology annotation, molecular function: monoatomic cation:bicarbonate symporter activity; zinc ion transmembrane transporter activity. The transcript is spliced from 10 exons.
ACAGAAGCUGUUGAGCUGAAUCACACGCAGUUGGCUGUAGUUUGGCUCUGUUAACCGAAAGCCUAGAGAACAAAUUGCAUGUAUUUAGGCCAUUUGAAUAUGAAGUUCGGCUGUGUAAAAAAAAAGAAAAAAAAGAAAACAGUUUCAUGGUCGAUUCUUUGUUGGAAUAUUUGGUUCACGUAACCAGAAAGAGCUCAUAAGUGAUGAGUUUUCCUUGAACAUAUGGACAUCUCAGGAUCCCUAAUACUGUAAAACCACUGUUUACUGUAAUUUUUAUUUUAUUUUAUUUGAUGGCUACUUCAGGCCUGAUUAGCUCAAAUCUCUCCCUCCACCCACUCCUACACACCCACCUACCAACACUUACAAACACACAUGUCCAGUACACCCUCCCCUCUGCACUAAAUCACCACACUUGAAGAGAUCAAAACAUCAGACCUUGUUCCAUAUUGCUGUAGAAGAGCGUUCCUUGCCCGAGUUGACAGCAUAUGACCUGUUCCUCCACCUCCUGUUGAGACAGAAAGAGAGGUUUCUAAGCGAGGAGAUAAUGAGAGUUCACACACAUACCAGAUUCUGCUUUCUCUGCAUGCUGACCCUGCUGUAUCAUCAGUGCAGUCACUGCCAUGAAGGAGGGUCCCACCAUCACCACGGGCACAACCGCAGUGACCACGACCACGUUCACAGUGACCUGCAGAUUUCAGAAUUGUCCUGCGAUGGUUUAUCAGACCAGUUUGUGCACAGCAGCCAUGGUGAACCUGCAGAGAACGAGCAACAUUACUACAUCCAGCAGUUGUUCUGUCGAUAUGGCCACAUGGGUCGUCUGGAUUUUAAAGGCUUCCAGAGUCUGCUGUUGAGUUUAGGGCUGGGCAAAGUGCGCGUUGUUGGGCUGGAGCAUGAAGAACUGGGCCACGAUCAUGUGGCACACUUAGAUGUUCUCGAAGUUCAGGAAGGUCAGCACUCACAUUCAGCCGACCAUCCGCAUCUUCAUCAGAAGCCCCACAUCUCACACAAGACCCAUCAACAUUCCCACCAUGAGAAUGAACAACACGGCCCUGCCGAGGAGCUACCGUGCAGCAAAACACUUGGCACCGGAGCCGAGAGCACCACUCACAGUGGAUCUGAGGGACAUGAUCAUGGGGGACAUGAUCAUGAUCACCAUGACCAUGAUCAUGAUCAUGAUCACCAUGACCAUGAUCAUGAACAUGAUCACCAUGACCAUGAACAUGAGAAAGACAGUGAUCACAAACAUAUCCACAGGCAUGUUACGGACAGUCCUCAUACUCAAGAUGACCAUGACCAACUUGAGCAAAAGAGUAGUGAACAUGCACAAGAAAAUAAUGAUCUCAGUGACCAAAACCACCAUCAUCACGACCACCAUCACCACAAGCAUCCCCACCCUCAUCUCCAUGGUUCUGACAGCGUGGAGCACAACACAGCAACCCCUCAUCUCACACCCAGAAUACAGCCUUCUGCCCCAGCUGAGCUACCCACCACACAACCCAGAAGAAACAGCAGACCACCUAAAGCUAGAGCUCAUCGAGGCCGCAACAAGACUAGCAUCAGUGUUACUCAGGCUGGCGAGCUGGAGACAAGAAGAGAUGACCAUGUCCAUAGCAGCCAGGAUCACAGCCCUAUUCAGCCGCAGAGGGGCAGGAGAGAGGUUCCAGGAGAAGAUCUGUCUGUGAAAUCACAUGCACAUGGUGUUCUUCACCAACAAGAGGAGUGUCUGAAUUUAACGGAGCUGCUACAACAAUACGGACUGAGCUCGGGUUCUCUCAUAUCUCCAGUGCAGUUCACCUAUUUAUGUCCAGCACUGCUCUAUCAGAUAGACAGACGCUUCUGCAUCCUUCAUUAUCACCACGUUGAGGCUGAAGUACAAGAUGAAACAUCUUCAGUGUGGGUCUGGAUGUGGGGCUUUGUGUCGAUCACCAUCAUCAGCCUGCUGUCUCUGCUGGGUGUUGUUCUGGUGCCCAUCCUUAACCAGUCCUGCUUCAAGUUUCUCUUGACCUUCCUGGUGGCACUGGCAGUGGGAACCCUCAGUGGUGAUGCCUUACUGCAUCUACUCCCUCAUUCUCAAGUUGGCCAUGAUCACAGCCAUGGAGGACACUCAGAGGAAGAACCUGCAGAGUUUUUUCUUACCAAGUUUGAUGGAGUUUGGAAAGGACUGACUGCACUAGCAGGAAUCUACCUCCUCUUCAUCAUUGAACAUUGCAUUGGCAUGUUCAAACACUACAGGGACCAAAGGGGAAGCCUCUGCCAAGGGAAGAAGAAAGGAGAGCAGGCAAAGAUUGGGAGGAAGUUGUCAGACCACAAACUCAACAGGCAUUCAGAUGCCGAGUGGCUCCAUCUGAAGCCUCUAACAGAGGGAGAAGGUACAACGUGUGAAGCCGGACACAAUGACACUCAGAUGACGGAGUUGCAGCCUUUGGAUUCACCCAGCAAAAUGCCACUCUCCAUCUCUGAUUCAGAUCACCCCUACAAGGAGCCAGUAAAAACAGAAGAGGACAGUAGGCCAAAGGCAAAAUCAAAAAAGCAUGGACAUGGGAACGGACACGGACAUGGCCAUGGUCACUCCCACCACGGGCACUGUCACUCUGACCAGGAAAUGAAGGAUGCGGGCAUCGCCAGCAUAGCAUGGAUGGUGAUCAUGGGAGAUGGCAUGCAUAACUUUAGUGAUGGACUUGCUAUAGGUGCUGCUUUCAGUGCUAAUAUUACAGGUGGCAUUAGUACUUCAGUGGCUGUGUUCUGUCACGAACUGCCCCAUGAACUAGGUGACUUUGCCGUUUUAUUGAAGGCUGGGAUGUCAGUGAAGCAAGCCAUUGUGUACAACGUCCUCUCUGCUCUGAUGGCUUAUGCUGGCAUGGUGAUCGGCACGGCUGUGGGACAGUACACGCACAACGUCACCAGCUGGAUCUUUGCCGUUACUGCUGGCAUGUUUCUCUAUGUGGCAUUAGUGGAUAUGUUGCCAGAGAUGUUUCAUGGUGACAGUGAGGAGCACAAGCGCUGUGAGAUGGGUCACUUUGUCCUGCAGAACUUGGGCAUGCUCACAGGGUUUGGCAUCAUGUUGCUGAUCGCCAUCUUCGAGGAUCACAUUGUGAUUGACUUUGGCUUCUAGCCGGAGCCUGAGGUCAGGGGUGGCGUCAUUCAUCAGCUACAUUCACACACGUGCUUUGCCUUAAAGUGGCUUAGUUUUGUGAUGGUACAGUCUUGCAGGCAUGUCUCAAAAGACAGCAUCAGUAGCUUACAGUGGACAUGGACAUGCAAACAAAUGUGUUUACAUUUCUUCAUCUCUCAUCUCUUCCUCUCUAGGCCACUCAAAACAGUUGCUUGUCAUCUUCAAGGUCUUUUGUAGUUGUAGCUUCUAGACUGUUCUCUCUUGUCCUUAUUCAGUUCUUUUUUUUUUGAGUAUGUGUGUCCAAUCAGACAUAUCCACAGCACAUGAGUAGCACUCCCCAGUAUUUGGGUUAUCCCUUUAAUAUGGUAGUAUUUUAUUUUUUUUUUUUGUAGGACUGUGUCCUAGAGAGAAGCAGCUAUUCAUUAUUCACUCAUUCAGUGUCAUGUUUAGCUCUUUCAUUCAUCUGUAUUGUAUCUCAUAGUCCAUUCAUUCGUAACUGGCGUGUUGUGCUGUGUAUGUCUAGUGUGUCACACCAUCUCAGUGUCAGGCACCGAACUGUGCUAAUAUGGAGCAACAGAGUCCAACUGGUAUCAACUCUGCAGUUUUUUUUUUUGUUUUUUUUAUUGAGAAGUACUGGUCAGUACUGUGUGCCAGGAUCAUGAAAAACAACACACUUGAGCUCUUUUCUUUACUGGAUUGUGCUUUGCUGUCAACAUUGACUACUUGUUUGUUUCUUACAAUAUAUUUACUGUUCAUAGCGAUGGGAGCGUCCUCAGUCUUAGAAUUUCAUUCGCUUGUCUUUUUUAUUAUUAUUUUGUAUUUUUAUUGGCUAAGAUUGUACUAGUGAUUUGGCCAACUCUGAGUAUUGAAGAAAUAGGUAUGCAACUGUUGAAUAACCUCUGACACGGUGCUGCCAAAAGAGCGAUCGCAUUCAUGAGGUCAGCUGAAUAGUGACUGAACAAGUCCAGUAUUAAAGCUAAUGCUAAAACACUGAUUUUAAAUGAAGAAUAUCUGUCCAUCAAGGAAUACAUCAAUUGUCUUUGGGAAGUCUAUUUGUUCAUUGAUAAAAUAGUAAUUAUCAUGAUCUAGUCUACUUUCUGAGUUGAUACUUUCAUAUCCAAGUGGAGUUGUAAAUAAUGAUCUUGUUACAGUUGAAGAAGUUCAUGAAAUAAUUAUCUUCCCCAAAAGAGAUUUGCUACUGAAGACUUGUUUUUUGUUGAAGAAGUUGGCAUUUUGAAACACAUUUGUUACUUUAUUUUAAUUAUAUGACAUGUUUGGUAUUACUGGAUAAUUUGUGCAAAAUUCAGAAUGUUAUUUUGUGAGACAUCAGCACCUUUUAUACACUGACCAUCUAAAAACUUGCUCUCUGGGAGAACCAUUCCUUUUUUUAACCUAAACAUAGAGUUAGCCAUUAUGAAAUGUUCUUUUUUGACAAUCUUAAAUGCUCUCGUUUGUUGACACCCUCCUAUUAUUAAAAUGAAUGCACACAUUGGCCUUAUGUGCACUUGUAUGAAACUACAAUCAAAUCUAUAGAACGUCUGUUCAUCUGUCCCCCAUUGAUGUGAUUCUUGUUAAUGAGUGUGCAACAUUUUGAUUGUGCCAAAUAUGGGCUGUGUUUCUAAAAUUGUGCACAAACGCUGCCUGUGCCCGCAGUCGCCUCUACACAUUCCACUGGCUGUGUUCGCUGCUUGAAUCUUCUACCGUCAAGAGUUGGUGGGGCAUGUUAUGUGAUUCAUGCUUAUCCUGGCACCAUGUGACAUCCAUUUAUUUGUUCUCGUGGGUGUGUAUCGUUAUUAAUUGCAUUCAUCAAAUAUACUUGAUUGGAUGGAAACAUGCAUGAGACAAGUGAAAGUGUCUAGUUUUCAUUUCUGUUAUAAAAUGGAGAGAUGAGAACACUUCCAGUUGAUUUCCUCUUUCCCUGAAGAACUUAAUUUUCACAGCUUGAAUGUAAAGCCAAUGAGUUUUAGGGGUCAUGUGAGCAAACCUAAUCAGAGUCUUAAGAGAUUAGGUCUAAAUCCUGUGUAUGUCUUUGAAAUGAAGUUGUCCAUUUUGUUAAACCGAAACCGAGCUCUAGAGCUCAAAUGAAACACCUCAGUUAAGUGGUGCAAAGAAAUAAACUUGAUAAUAAAUAAAAACGACGCACACUGAUUUUCUUAAUGCUUUACAGUGUAUUCCAAAAAAGGACCAUCCAGAUAUUUACUUACAUUUGAGUAUUGUCAGUUGUUUGGGAAGACAUUUAUUUUUAAAUCCUCUGUUUACACAGCUUGGAUGUUAAAGCGUUUUCAAUACAUUUGCCAUUCUUGCUGAUUGUCUGUGCAUUUCUUUGGCAGAAGUGGAAAAUAAAGUUUGCAAAGCCUACUUUGAGUGUUUCAGCUUAUUAAAAAUCUCUCUGAAAACUGUUCUACUCAUAUAUAUAUAUAUAUAUAUAUUAU